AUGGACGUUAUUUGUGGAUACACAGAGUCCCCUACAACAUCAACAACUCACAAACCUUUUCUACCGCCAAGAAUUACUCCACCUGUUCCAGCAAGAAGCAACAACCAUUUGAAGCAACAGCAGCCACAACAGCAGCAACAACAACUUCUAGAAACAGAAUCAAUCACGCCACUUGAUGGCAAAGACACAUUCCGACCGUCGUUUUUAUUUCACAAUCAGCCAGAGAAGUUAGUUAAAAAAUCAAGAAAUGCCAAUGAAUAUCUAGCCGACAAGGAAAACAUUAUAGUGCAUAAGUCCUCAAAACAACGAGAUCUAGGAUCACUACUAUCUACGAAGGUACCACCAAUUCCGCCAAGAGUGCCUCUCACCCGAAGCAUUUCACUCACCUACCGACCACCGCCUCCACCAAUUUCGGAUGCCGCUUCGGCCAGCGAAUCCCUAUCGACAAAUUUUAGAAAGAAAGAUGGCCCCAUUACAAACAGCUGUCGAUUGAUAGAUAAUCCCUUCAACGGUUUGGAUAAUAUUCCCACCAUCGUCGACCCACUUAAACCUCGUAGACGCGGCGGGGUGCCUCAGGUCCGAUCGGCACCAACGCUUAAUAACGUUCAUAACAUCACUAACGUCAACAACGCUCACGUUAAACAUUUAGUAGCAUUAUCGCCUGCUAAUCAACUAACGAUACGACAACACCACGACAAGGGGGUGGCCGAUAAUCAAACAAUUAUACCUCUCGCCAGGUGGCCUCUUACCGAAACUCAACCCAGAACUAAUCAUCCGUUCUUGGACAGCCUGGCCAGCAGGUUACAUGGUUCUACCAACGAAUACGUCGAUAGUCCAAGAACCAUUUCGCGAACAAAAUCUCUAAUCUCUACAUUGAAUCUCACAAGCAACGGCAAUAAUUUUACAACAAGCAGUCGAGUGUUGAAUGAAUUGUCGUCGUGGGGCAGUCAUGGUACCUCUCUUAAUCGUGCUUGCAAUGCCUCCAUCCUUGUCUCCACGACCCAUUUUAAAGAGAAGAAACAGAAAAACAUGUUGAAGAAAUUAAAACUGUUUGUAAAUAACAACAGAAUGAAACGAGGUUCUGUGCAUGCGGACGCUGAACGACCAUCAUUAAACUCUCACCUAACAUAUCAAUCGACCGUCACAAACACAACUGCGCUAGUUGAACCAACAACGACACCGACGACUCGAGAGUGUACUAAUUCUAUAAUUUGCAGGCAGUGUGGCAGGUGUCGCUGCAAAGAUUGUAUGAAUUCGUCUCGAAGAACCGGUCGAAUCGCUUCUAGUAUUCAGGACGAGUCUCUCUUGGACUGUCUCAGCUGCAUGUGUGCAAUCAAGCCCAUAUUUUACCACUGUUUGAAAGAUAGCAACGGUGAGGAUGACUGCUCGGAGGAACCCUGUGCCUGCUGUUCUCAACCAAAUUGUUUUCCGAGGUGGGCCAUUCUGGGCAUGUUCCUACCCUGUCUGCCCUGUCUGUGCUUCUAUUUGCCUCUUAGAUGUCUCCUUGACGUUUGUCUCGGCUGCUUCUCAAACGACAUUGGAUGUCAGUGCGAACACAAGUCCCACAAGUCUUCUGGCUUCAAAACUCUGCUGGAAUCAGAGAAUUCAAGUGCAUGAAGAGGAUUAAACUGAUUGGAUACUGUAUUGUAUUUGUAUAUUAUACGAUAUAAUAUUUUAGAUCAUAAUAUAUAUUGCUUGAUCAUGACGAUAUUUACCGAUUUUCCAAGUUUCUAUUCAUCUCUAGUCAUACAUAUAUAUAUAUAUAUAUAUAUAUAUAUAUAUAUAUAUAUAUAUAUAUAUAUAGCUGGCAUAUUGUUGGUGGCAAUGACAAUUGACGCUAUAACAUGCAUAAGACAUAUCUUGCAAGCUUAUCAAGUCUCUAUAUGCUUUUGAUAAUUUUAAUUGAACUAUUGAUUUUCACUGAUUCACAUUUACAUUGAAUAACAUGACGUUGUUACUACUACUAUUCUUAGUGGUUUGAUAAUACAGUUUAUAGUAAUAUUCACGGCUUAGUAUUUACGCAGUUUUAAACUGAGCAACAUAACACUAAUAAUCGGUAACCUGUCUGGCAAAC
Molecule: messenger RNA, 2074 nt
Organism: Helobdella robusta
Lineage: Eukaryota; Metazoa; Annelida; Clitellata; Rhynchobdellida; Glossiphoniidae
Exons: 1
Coding region: 1-1617 (538 amino acids)
Biological process (GO): negative regulation of fibroblast growth factor receptor signaling pathway; animal organ development; negative regulation of Ras protein signal transduction
Cellular component (GO): cytosol; membrane
Source: RefSeq, a predicted model, not a curated record